Solanum pennellii is the source of this 1191-nucleotide messenger RNA. Its product is annotated as transcription factor SPT20 homolog. NCBI's taxonomy places the organism in Eukaryota, Viridiplantae, Streptophyta, Magnoliopsida, Solanales, Solanaceae. The transcript has 3 exons. The record is from RefSeq and is a predicted model, not a curated record. The coding region runs from base 1 to 1191 and encodes 396 amino acids.
AUGAAGAGUGCACAAUCAAAAGAAGAGAUGAGGAGAUCAAGAAAAAAAGGAACUAGAGGUGGAAAAAACAGUAAAGAAAGGGGUUCUGGAAAAUUGCAAGAACAGGGGAAAAAUCAAAAGGAAGAUACAACAAAGACAUCAAAUCAACCAAACAAAAAUCAACAGGGAGGAAAUGGAAAAAAUGAGGAUCAGAAUCAAUCAAGAACACAACAGACAGGUCAACAACAAAAGAAAAACAUACAAAGUCAAGAGGAGCAGGGGCAGCAAGAAGAAAUACAAGAAGAACAGUGGCAAGUACAAAAAAGGAAACACCAAAAAACUCAGGAACAAGAUACCUCCAAAUCUGUGUGGAGACAUGUCACUCCUCCAAUGCAAAGAAACAGUGGCAGCCAUCAACAAGAGCAGGGAAAUGCAGGAAAAGCAAGAAAGGCAACAAACAGGGCAGGAUGGAAUCAGGGAAACAGCAAGAAGACUCCAAGACAGCAGGUUAUUGAUAGCAACAAAAACAGGAACUCAGGUAUUGGCUUAACUCUCCCAAACCCCAAAACCCCCAAUAUUAUUAAUGUUGAUGCUGGUCAUAAUGAAGAAGUUUCUGGAGGUAUGGAUGGGGGGUGUCAGGAGAUAGCCACUAACAUGCAGGAAGGGGAUACCAAAGGGGGGAAUUUGACUCAUGUUAUGCAUGAGGGGUUGGAUUUUGACCCUAGGACAAACCAUAGAGCCUCUAAUAAUGCUAAAAACACUCAGAAACAAAAAGAACAACAACUUCAGCAGCAAACUCAGAACAGUGACAACAGUAAACAGAUCGCCAAAGGAAAUAUAGAGGAACAACACUUUGAAAAAAGGAAUGAUAAAGAUCAAGGGAAGCAAAGUGUUACUAUGGUUACAGACAGCACUCCUAAGAGUAAAAAUAAGCCCAGUAAACAAAAAAGAGAUGCUGCAAAAAAGAGGCAAAACAGGCUGCAAGACAAGGACAGUGAACAAGAGCAGGAAGUAAGGGAAGAAUCAUGUAACAAAUUUGUAAUGGUCGAUGAUAACCAAGGUUUAAAUAUUCUUCCCUUACAGGUUCAGUAUAUGACUCCUCAAACAUCAGACCCUCAUGAUAAGAUGCAACAGAGGUGUAGGGUUAAUCCUGAACCUAUCUUGGAUGAAUAUGUUGUGGUUAAUUCUGAAGAUGAACUUGUUGGUCUCUAG